Molecule: messenger RNA, 2317 nt
Organism: Lytechinus variegatus (green sea urchin)
Lineage: Eukaryota; Metazoa; Echinodermata; Echinoidea; Temnopleuroida; Toxopneustidae
Exons: 12
Coding region: 138-1466 (442 amino acids)
Molecular function (GO): 2 iron, 2 sulfur cluster binding
Source: RefSeq, a predicted model, not a curated record
GUUUCGCGAGAAUGGAUUUUAAUCUGACUUUAUUGGCUCUUUUUGUAGAGAGAGAGAACUGAAAAUGCCGACAGUGACACUGUUGGUCAGGUGAUCUACAUGUAAGUCACGUGACGACGAAUGCAUUCAUGGAAUGAAUGGAAAUGGCGUCUGCUGCCCAAGUCCAAGAUCAUGAAGAUUAUGACAAAUCACUGGUUGACGAGCUUAGAGAUGUUGUAGUGAAAUGCAGAUGGCAAUUUCUAGGACAUAGACGGGAAUUCCAGGGAAAGAGAUGUACCAGGAUAUUCUCCAAAGAUGGUGAAGAUGUUGUUUUGGUGUAUCUUCCUCCCGAUCGGUUCUAUGCCAUGGAUGUUAGCUGUCCCCAUGCAGGAGGACCACUCGAUAUGGGAGAUAUUGAGGAGAUUGGAGGCCACACUUGCCUAGUUUGCCCUUGGCAUGAUUAUGACUUCAGACUGGACAAUGGUGAAUCCACCUCUGGGCUUAAGCAACCAGUACAUAGUGUGAAGGUAGUUGAUGACCUUGUGUACAUCAAUUGCAGAGCAGAACUGAUUCCUUUGGAUGAAAGUGAUAGUUCGACGAAAGAUUGUGAACAGCCUACCAGCCAAGAGUCUAGUGAAGCCAGCCUGGUCGAAAAGACAGAGUUUAAUGGGGCUAGUCUGUGUGAGUUUGCUGUGAGAAUCCUCAAUGAACCUAAUGCCAAACAGAAGGUUCAUCUUACGAGAGAGACGCAUCAAAGAUGGAAAGGAGGAGACAUAGCAGAGGUGGGCUCCUGUGAACCACCUCCGAUGCCGCUAAGGGAUAAAUCACUUAACAUCCUUCAGCCGGGGAAAAUCAAGAGAGGAAAAGGGGGCACUUUGGCAAGUAGGAUAGCAGUUCUCCAUUCGUUAGCUAACAUUGAGCAGUGGGCUAUCGAUCUCUCGUGGGACAUCAUUGCUCGCUUCUCUGAUGCAGAACUUGGCGAUGGAUCAAGGUUGCCAAGGGAGUUUUUCACCGACUUUGCCAAAGUUGCUGAUGAUGAAGCUAAGCACUUUACUCUCUUAGAAAGUCGAAUUGAGAGCUUAGGAAGCAAAUUUGGUGCACUGCCGGUACAUAAUGGUUUAUGGCAGUCUGCCGAGGAGACUAAUGACAGUUUGCUUGGUCGGCUAGCUGUUGUGCAUAUGGUACAUGAGGCUCGUGGUCUGGAUGUCCAUCCCAAAACCCAGGAGAGAUUUAGACGGCAGUCUGACGCUGAGUCUGUUGAGAUCUUAGAUACUAUCUAUAAUGAUGAGAUCACGCAUGUGGCUGCUGGUCUUAAAUGGUUUACAUACGUAUGCAGACACAGCUAUCCUCCAAUUGACUGUAUACCAAAGUUCCAUGAACUGGUUCGGACUCAUUUCAGGGGUCAUCUAAAACCUCCAUUUAACGAAGAGGGCAGAGAAACUGCAGGAAUGUCAAAAGAGUGGUACUUGCCGUUGGUGAAGACGUGACCUAUCUUCAUAUCAUUCCAAUGGACUACACCAUAUUUGGGACAUUGUAGACAUCUCACCUUAGCAUUACGUAGAGGUGUCCAUCAGCCCUGGUUAGAGAUCUCCCAGUUGGGAUUUGGAAAGAUGUGGCACUUCUUGUCUCAACCGCUUAACCUCCUGAUGAUGGACAGUCCAGCAACCCAGAACAUGAAGCAUCCUCAUUUCAUCUUCUCUUCCGCUGUUUCAAGCCAUCGCAUCUUAUCUGGUUUACAGGCCUUUUACAGACUUCUCCCGAACUUAGAGAUGAAAGAAUGUUCUCUUCUCUCUCAUCUUCCAAUUCCCUGCCUGUCAGAGAUCACCUAAUCUCUUAUAUCAUUCCUUGUCAAUUUCUCAUCAUUACACUGUCCUGUUCAGGGGAGUCCACAUAGUGAACAGAAAACUUCUUCUACGUUAUCUGUACCACUAUGCAAACCUUCAAAGAACAUCCACUUAAGAAUAACUGUUUGUCAUUGCAAAGCUGAGCAUGUGUAUUGGUGAUAGUGUGAUGGUGAUGGCCCUAGCAAUAACACUUUCAUAUAAAGAUGUUGCAUAAACCUUCCUGACAUACAUGUAGCCUCUUGUGACAUUAAAAUUCUAAGAAAGAAAGACAUGACCAGACAUAGAGAAGUAUGGCAGUGAUCAGGUUUGGAAAUUGUUUAUUGUAUUGUCCAUGUAUGGCACAUUAGCUGUUAUUUGGACUACUGUCAAAUAGUGAUUAUGUGAUGAAAAGAAUACCAGUAAUCAUCAAAUGCCUAUGUCAAUGAAUUUGAAAACUAACUUGAUGACUUUUACCGUUCAUACACGUUACAACAACUGCGAAAAGGCUCAUUGGG